ACUUGAGCUAUAAAUAUUUAAGCGUGCUGAUUUGGUUCAACAAACACACUUUGACUUCAUUCAAGCCACAGCUAAGUCACGAGUUCAAACAACACCAACAUGUUCAAAUACGCCGUCGUUCUCUUCGCCCUCAUCGCUUGCGCCGCCGCCAAGCCCGGUUUGCUUGCUGCCGCUCCAUUGGCCUACGCUGCUCCCGCCGCCGUUGUUGCCGCUCCAGCCCCAGUGGUGACCGCCACCAGCAGCCAAGUGAUCGCACGCAACUACAAUGGCAUCGCCGCUGCUCCAAUUGUUGCCGCCGCUCCUGUAGCUGCCCCUCUGGUUGCGCGUUAUGCUGCUGCCCCAGUUGUAACCCGUUACGCGGCUGCUGCUCCUCUCACCACUCCACUUGCUGCUCACUAUGCCGCUGCUCCACUCUUGUGGUGAACGAAAUAAAGUUGAUGUGAUGAACCAUCUGUAAUAAUUUUUCUGUGAAAAAUAUAUAAAUUCGAAACAA
This is a messenger RNA of Bactrocera dorsalis (oriental fruit fly), 493 nucleotides long. Its product is annotated as cuticle protein 16.5-like. Bases 100 to 423 code for a protein of 107 amino acids. The record is from RefSeq and is a predicted model, not a curated record. The transcript is spliced from 2 exons. NCBI's taxonomy places the organism in Eukaryota, Metazoa, Arthropoda, Insecta, Diptera, Tephritidae.